UCAUGGGGCCGUCGGGGCGGCCCCGAGCCGGGCCGAGCCGAGGAGAUGCAGCGCGGCGCUGCCGCGGCUUUUAUGCGGCUGUGUCCGGCGGCUCCGCGCCCGGGCGGCCGGCACUCCCCCUGCAACGCCCCGCAGCCCGGGAGGCGCGGGCAGGGCCGGGCGUGCCGCCGCCGCCGCGGGCAGGGACAGCGCCCAGCCCCGGCAGCCGCCCCCCCCCCCCCCCCCGUCGUCCCUCUUCCCCCCUUCCCGUGGUCCCCGUCCCCAGCGCCGUCGAGCGCCGCGAUCCCGCCGCCGUCGGGAACGCACAGCUCCGCGGGACCGGCGGGCACCGAGCUGAGCGGGGACGUCUCCGGGGUCUCGGCACGGACAUUUCCAGCGCCUCCCGCCGUACGGCUCAGCGUCUUUGGGGCCGGUUCGGGCGGCGGCCGGCGGGGUGAGUUCUUUCUGCAGGUGAUCAGCAAGUUCAUAAUGGUGCUUAGUGGGCAGGGGACCCUCUCGAUCAGCAUUUCAGAGAAUACUUCACAGAAGAUCCUGAGAAGACUCAGCACCACCUUCCUCCUGGGUCCAUUGCCUUUGCUUGGCACAGCUGAAGAGCAUCUCUGCCUGCCCAAGUAGCCAGCCAGCACCUGCCCUAGGCCAGUGCUGCACAGCACCGUUCCUGCUGUUUAAAGGAUUGUUGGCCACCCCCAGCAGGACAGGCAACACAGGCAAGCCUGUAGCCCAUGGAGGACCCCAUGCCGGAGCAGGUGGAGACACCUGAAGGAGGCUGUGACCCCGUGGGAAGCCCAUGCUGGAGCAGUCUAUUCCUGAAGGUCUGCACCCCAUGGGAGGGACCCACGCUGGAGCAGUUGGUGAAGAACUGCAGCCCAUGGGAAGGACCCAUGCUGGAGCAGUUGGUGGAGGACUGUCUCCCGUGGGAGGGACCCCACGCUGGAGCAGGGGCAGAGUGUGAGGAGUCCUCCCCCUGACGAGGAAGGAGUGGCAGAAACAACAUGUGAGGAACUGACCACAACCCCCAUUCCCUGUCCCCCUGUGCCACUG
This is a messenger RNA of Grus americana (Whooping crane), 1041 nucleotides long. RefSeq names its product basic proline-rich protein-like. Lineage: Eukaryota; Metazoa; Chordata; Aves; Gruiformes; Gruidae. The record is from RefSeq and is a predicted model, not a curated record. The transcript has 3 exons. The coding region runs from base 46 to 615 and encodes 189 amino acids.